AGAUCCAGUGCCUUGAGGUCCAAGUCGAUAUGUGUUGUAUUCAUGGGAAAUAGAGUCGCUUUUUCGGUUCACACGGCACCAACGCCCACCCAGGGGCAUUCGAGCACUGCGUCUCAUUCUUUGCCGAGAUCCCCGCACGUUUUCGGUUGACCAGCCUCGAGCUGACCGACAUGCUCGGAAAAAGAGCAUCUCCUGUCCUUGAACAAGAUCUGUAUAUUACUGUCGCAGAUGUUUCGCUCCGCUAAGAACCUAUCGUGACGUUUUGGUUCGUUCAACAGGAACCGCAUUUUCUCGUUAAUUCCAUCAUGCCAACGGAAGCAGAGAUACCCAACUUCAAUACGCUUUUCCGCCUUGAUGGCAAGGUAGCGCUCGUGACCGGAGGUGCUUCGGGCAUAGGGUACUACAUAUGCGCAGCGUUCAUGCAGGCAGGAUGCGCGAAAGUGAUCAUCGCGUCGCGCAAGGAGGCGCAACUGAAGGAGGCUUGUGACAAACUAAACGCUCUUGGCCUGCCAGGCAAGGCUUCGUACAUCGUGUCCAACGUCAGCACCUUCGCUGGAGUCGAGAAAUUGGGGGAGGACUUGAAAAAGAUGCUCCCCGAUGGAAAGCUCCACAUCCUCGUGAACAACGCAGCAGCGUCGUGGGGAGGUCCCUUUGAGGAGUUCGAGGACUGGAAAGUGGCAAAGACGCUAGACGUCAACGUACGAGCUGUUUUCAAUGUCACGCGCGUCAUGCAACCUUUCCUUGUUGCGGCAGGAACCAAGGACGAUCCAGCCCGCAAUAUUAUCGUCAGCUCUGUUGGCGGCAUCAUAGUUUCGCAUGUCGGAAAGACUGGCGCUAUUAUCUACGGCGCAUCCAAAGCGGCUGCCCACCAUCUAACGCGGCACUUCGCCCUGGAACACAUCCCCCACAAUAUUACUACUAACACAAUCGCCCCUGGCUGGUUUCCCACACGCCUUGCGAAUCCUGCUAUUGAGAAGGCAGGCGGUGCUGAUGUUGCAGGUGCGUCGAACCCGACUGGCAGACUUGGCGUCCCGGAAGACAUUGCAGGCGUGGCCGUAUACCUAGCCUCCAGAGCUGGGCGAUACGUAAAUGGGGAGGAUAUAAGUGUUGAUGGUGGAAGCAGAUUGAUGAAUCCGGGCGCCAUGCAGCAUAUUAAGGAGGUCAGGGAAAAGUACAGCAAACUGUAAAGAGAAAUGGGACGAAGAAAAUCGUAGCUCUCCGUCAAAUACGGGUAGUGAAUCCCUUUGAGUCUGUCCUUCAGAUGUGUCGUAACAAGUUUGCCGCUGCGAGAAUGACGUCCUGGAGGUACACAGCGGAUCGCUACACUUACUGUCAUCAUAUUUAAC
This is a messenger RNA of Verruconis gallopava, 1346 nucleotides long. RefSeq lists its product as uncharacterized. NCBI's taxonomy places the organism in Eukaryota, Fungi, Ascomycota, Dothideomycetes, Venturiales, Sympoventuriaceae. The transcript has 3 exons. The record is from RefSeq and is a predicted model, not a curated record. The coding region runs from base 306 to 1187 and encodes 293 amino acids. Gene Ontology annotation, molecular function: oxidoreductase activity.